Messenger RNA from Megalopta genalis, 2220 nucleotides. It is a transcript of the gene Nup54, whose product is annotated as nuclear pore complex protein Nup54. Gene Ontology annotation, molecular function: structural constituent of nuclear pore. Gene Ontology annotation, cellular component: nuclear pore; nuclear pore central transport channel. Lineage: Eukaryota; Metazoa; Arthropoda; Insecta; Hymenoptera; Halictidae. The record is from RefSeq and is a predicted model, not a curated record. Gene Ontology annotation, biological process: NLS-bearing protein import into nucleus; nuclear pore organization; protein localization to nuclear inner membrane.
AUGUCAUUCGGCACGGGAUUCGGAGUGACUACCUCGACGCCGGCUCCUGCAUUCAGUUUCGGUGCCACGGCCUCUACGACGGCGACUCCCGUGAAACCGGCAGGAUUUGGGACACCGUCCUUUGGAUUCAGUACACCAGCAACAUCAGCUCCAAGUCUGUUUAGCACCGCUUCCACUCCAGCAACUGGUGGAUUUGGAACAAGUACUGGAUUCGGUACACCAGCAGCUACUGGCUUUGGCAGCACAUCCACAACUGGAUUCGGUACUACACCAGCAUUUGGUACCAAUCCCACCAGUGGAUUCGGGUCCACUCCAGCAUUUGGUACCACACCAGCUUCAACGAGUACCGGAUUCGGGACAUCUACUUUCGGUACCACUCCAGCAUCUACCACAGCUUUUGGUGGGUUUGGGGCUGCCACAACCACACCUUCCUUGGGUUUUGGGGGAUUUAGUGGAUUUGGAACAGCAACAACCACCACUGCACCUCUAUUCUUUGGAGGUUUUGGAACUACGAGCACAGCCCCGUCUGGCUUUGGUACAGGCACCAGUUUCGGUGCGUUUGGAACUAAGCCAACGACCACAACCACCACCACAGGUUUUGGCGGGUUCGGUACUGGCACAGGAUUCACGGGUUUCGGCGCAGGGCUGACACAGCCUCAGCAACAGCAACCAUUCCAACAACAGCAACAGCUACAACAGCAAACCGUCAACACCAUAUCCGAAGCGUUGUACAAUGCUGUCUUCAAUUGCCAACUAUACAACGACGAACGGGACAAUGUCAUCGCCAGAUGGAACCUCAUACAAGCUCUAUGGGGCACUGGGAAAGCUUACUAUUCCAUGAACGUGCCGCCCAUAGACCUUAAUCAGGAGAAUCCUCUAUGUAGAUUCAAGGCAAUCGGAUACAGUCGGAUGCCCGAGGCUGACAACAACGACGGAUUGGUUGUCUUCUGCUUCAACAAGAAGAAGAACGACAUCAAAGAGGGCGAGACUCAGUUGAUAGGCUUUAUGAAUAAUGUCCUGGGUAACAAGCCAAACUUAUCAUUGACUAUAGAUAAUAUCAAGGCGACCGGUGAAGAGAAGACUCAGGUGACCAUCUUUGUCACCGAGAAAGGCAUCACUGGGGCUCCUAGAAAAAUACCUGCCAACGAGCUGGUCACUUAUUUAUCUCAGCCAAUGCAGAAGCAACAAUUGGUACAGAAUGGCGUGGAGGACAUGUUGCCUUUGGUCAAAUUAGAUCCAGCUCAAUUAAAAGAGUAUUUGGACAAUCCACCUUGUUCAAUCGAUCCGAGAUUAUGGAAACAGGCUCAGUUGGACAAUCCCAAUCCAGAACUAUACAUACCGGUGCCGAUGAUUGGAUUCCAACAAGUGAAGCACAGGCUAAAAUGUCAAGAGGAAGAAACUGCUAGACAUAGGAAUUUCUUGGACAUGGCAGCGGAGGAAAUUCAGAAAUUGCAGAGGCAACACACGGCGAUACAAGCUAGACUGAAGGAGCAUAGGAGGACUCUGUUGGAACUUCAGCAUAGGGUUCUGCAAGUAUUGGUGCGUCAGGAGAUUACUCGCAAAGUCGGACUCUCGUUGCAACCGGAAGAGGAGGUCCUGACACACAGGUUCGAAGCCAUGCACUCGCAGAUCAGUGCACCGACCCAGUUCAAGGGUAGAAUCAGCGAAAUGCUGUCUCAGUUACGAAUGAGAAGUUACAUAGACACCCAGAAUCAAGAGAGAUACGCGAUGGACCCCAUAGCACAGGACGAUAUAAAAGCGUAUCUCAGCAUGGAACAGCAGGGAAUGGCUCAACUGAUAUCGACGAUACACGCCGACUUAGAAAGCUUGAAGAUUAUCAAAGACAGCAUGUCCGAGCUUUUAAUGAGUCACAGUAUAUCGUGAGGGUUAUAUUUAGUAUCAUAAAUUACACCCGAACAUUUCUUUUUCUUUCCAUGAAAAUGUUUACGCUGAUAACACGAUUAUGGUUAUCGUCGGCGAUAAACGACGCAAGAAACACGGACAAGACGCGAAGACCCUGUUUGCACCCCCGAGGUUGCGGUGCCAUAAUUUAUUUCGUUCCCAUCUCGCACACGAUGCGUAGUAUAUAUUUUCACGAUUGCGAACGGUUUGCCGAUCGUAGGAAAUAAUGUUGUCAAUUGUAAUUAUAUUGUGGCUCAUCGAGUGUUAUGCAAUUGUUACCGAUGGAGCCUUGAACAGCGGGCCGCUCGGGAAGAGCUU